Messenger RNA from Coniosporium apollinis CBS 100218, 2124 nucleotides. RefSeq lists its product as uncharacterized. Gene Ontology annotation, molecular function: metalloaminopeptidase activity; zinc ion binding. The transcript has a single exon. Gene Ontology annotation, cellular component: fungal-type vacuole. Gene Ontology annotation, biological process: proteolysis. The coding region runs from base 1 to 2124 and encodes 707 amino acids. The record is from RefSeq and is a predicted model, not a curated record. Lineage: Eukaryota; Fungi; Ascomycota; Dothideomycetes.
AUGACGAAGAACGUCUACGACCCCAGCCUCCGCAAGGCCGCCUCCACGAUGAACUUGGGACAGCCUUCUUUAGGGAAGGGUGAGCAACCGGCAAGCCGCCCGCACGAAGAGCUGCCAGCGACUGCGGGCGAGUUACGCAAACAGGGCACGAAGGUCGAUACUGCCAGAAUUCUGCCAAUACGCCAGCAGCCUAACGGAGGACACCAGAGCGGUUGGGAGCAGCCGCGGGAAGUGUCUUUCGGGCAACCUAGUACAUACGGCAAGGACCUUGUGGAUACUUCAGCCUUUGAGCCAAGCACACGUUGUAUCACUUUCGACCAUCCCACUGUCCAUGACACGGCAAUUCCGGCGGCGAACACCCUGCAUCCCCUGCGCCCCUUCGAUUCUUCCACCUACCUCAAUCCCGCAUUUCCUCCGCUGAACUACCUUCCAGGCUUCAGCACCACUCUGCCCUCCCGCCAGCCAGACUACUUGCCGCCUCGACUCGACCCGCUCGACGGCGUGCAGCCGUCAUCAGCAUCGACAGACUUCAAGCCUUUCGGGACACGCGUAGACCGCGGGGACUACGCCCGUAUCUUUCCACAUUACGCCCCACCACGGAUUGGGUGGGCGCCGCCCCAGGUCCCGCCAAAGCCGCCAAAGAUCAAGAUGGAGCCCGCAAAGGUCCAGGCCGAGCCGGUAAAGAUCGAGUCUGAACGCAAACCCAUCGACUACGCCAAGCCCUUCUGCGAAUUCCUAACUAACAACCCCACCGUCUUCCAUGCCGUUGAUACUAUCGCCAAGAACCUAGAGAAGCACGGCUACUCCAAGCUUUCAGAGCGCGAUGCGUGGGACCUGAAGAAGGGCGGAAAGUACUACCUCGAGCGAAACGGCAGCAGCCUAAUCGCCUUCGCGAUAGGCGACAAGUACGAGCCCGGCAACGGCGCCGCCAUGCUCGCCGGCCACAUCGACGCUCUGACCGCGAAGCUGAAGCCGAUUCCCAAGCUGGACACCAAAGCCGGCUACGUGCAGCUCGGCGUCGCGCCCUACGCCGGCGCGCUCAACAGCACAUGGUGGGACCGUGACCUCGGCAUCGGCGGGCGCGUUCUCGUAAAAGAGAGCUCCGGCAAAAUCGUCACCAAGCUCGUCAAGCUCGACUGGCCCAUCGCACGCAUCCCGACACUCGCGCCCCACUUCGGCGCCGCAGCCAACGGGCCCUUCAACCCGGAGACGCAGAUGGUGCCCAUCAUCGGCCUUGACAACAGCGACAUCUCCGGCUACGGCAACGCGGCCAUCGACGCCGCGAGCAAACCCUCCCUGCUCGGCGGCGCCGGCGCCUUCGCCUCCACGCAGCCGGAGCGCCUCGUCAAGGCCAUUGCGGGCGAGCUGGGGAUAAGCGACCACGGCUCCAUCGUGAACUGGGAGCUCGAGCUCUUCGACACGCAGCCCGCUACGCUCGGAGGGCUGGGCAAGGAGUUCAUCUUCGCGGGCCGCAUUGACGAUAAGCUGUGCUCGUGGGCUGCGAUCCAGGCGCUGCUGAACAGCACCUCCACCUCGACCUCCACCUCGACCUCAUCCUCCUCAAUCAUCAAACUCGUCGCCCUCUUCGACGACGAAGAAAUCGGCUCCGGCCUGCGCCAAGGCGCCCGCGGAAACCUGCUCCCCUCGACAAUCUCGCGCAUCAUCGACGCCUUCACCCCCUGCACCCCAACCCUCACAUCCCGCACCUUCGCAAACUCCUUCCUCCUCUCCGCAGACGUCACCCACGCCGUGAACCCCAACUUCCUGCCCGCCUACCUGCCCCAGCACUCCCCGCGCCUCAACACGGGCCUCGUCGUCGCGGCCGACAGUAAUGGCCACAUGACGACGGAUGCGGUGAGUACGGCGGUUCUGCAAAGAUGCGCGGAUAGGGCGGGCCAGCGGCUGCAGGUCUUUCAGAUCCGGAAUGAUAGUCGCAGUGGGGGCACGGUGGGGCCGAUGCUGAGUGCGGCCACCGGGGUCAGGGCCGUGGAUGCGGGGAUCCCGCAGCUGAGUAUGCAUUCUAUUAGGGCGACGACGGGGAGUGAAGACCCGGGGCUGGGGGUGAAGAUGUUUGAGGGGUUUUUGGAUAACUACGAGGAGGUGGAUGGGGAGUUUAGGAAAUAG